AUUAUGCAUUAAAAAUCCAUCAAACUUUAUAAUCAUUUCCUGUUGUGUUUACUUUUGAUCAGCUGAGUUUUGUUGUCAUUGUUUUGAACUGUCAUCGAAUUAAGGUGUUUUAUCCACAUUUAACAAUUUGCGAAUAAAUCAAAAUGAACGAAAUAAAAUCUCUCGAACAUGCAACCUUAAAGGUGCCAUAUGAAGUGUUCAACAAAAAGUACAGGAACGCCCAACGUAUACUGGACGUGGAGGCGCGUCACGUCGGCAGCACUGCUACGGAGCUGGACACAGCCGCUAAGAGGGGAGACGUUACAGCGGGGGAGAUAGACACAUUGCUUGGUGGAAUGGUAGAAAAGCUCACGACAAUGAAACGCAAAGCUUCUGAAGCUAUCAAUGAGGAAGUACAAGCAGCUAAUGUUUGCAAAAAGCGCCUCGAUCAUCUCAAGGAACAAGCUGAGGCUUUACAGGAUCCCGCUGCCGCUCAAACGUCUCUGAAUCAAUGGCGCAAAGUUCGCUUGGAUCGUAUGCUGGUGGACUACUUCCUGAGGACCGGUUACUACGACUCAGCCACCAAGCUGGCUGACGCUAAGGAUCUGCGCGACCUCACUAACGUUGACAUUUACCAGGCGGCGGCGGAGGUGGAGCGCGAGCUGACUGCGCGGCGCACUGCGCGCUGCCUGCAGUGGUGCGCAGAUAAUAAAUCUAAGCUGCGCAAGCUCAACUCAACCAUGGAAUUUAAUAUACGUAUACAGGAGUUCAUAGAGCUGGUGCGCGAGGAGAGGCGGCUGGAGGCUGUGCGUUACGCCAAGAAACACUUCUCCACAUACGAGGAGGGUCAGCUGCGAGACAUCCAGCACUGCAUGGGGAUGCUCGCCUUCCCCAAGGACACAGAGGUGGAGCCAUACCGCAGCCUGCUGUCUGAGAGACGCUGGGUGUCCCUGGUGGCGCAGUUCCGCGGAGAGCACGCCCGUCUGCUGCACCCUGCACGUCUGCCUCCUCUCACUGUCACUCUGCAGCUCGGCCUCGCCGCACUCAACACACCUCAGUGCUUCAACGAGAGCACGAAGGUGUCGUCGUGCCCGGCGUGCGCGCCGCCGCUGAACACGCUCGCGCGCACGUUGCCGCACGCGCACUGCUCGCACUCGCGUCUGCUCUGCCGCAUCUCCAACGAGCCACUCAACGAGCACAACCCGCCCAUGGCUCUGCCCAACGGACAGGUCUACGGGGAGAAGGCGCUGAAGGAAAUGAUGAAGGAACACGGAUCGAUCACCUGCCCAAAGACCAAGGAGGUGUUCUGCAUGAAGCGCGUAGAGAAAGUCUAUGUUAUGUAAACCUGCAUAUUUAUAUAAUUUUAUUAAAUAUAUGCCAUGUACUAGCAUUUAAAAACCAACUAUAUUUUAUAUAUUAUACUCUACAUACUUUUAUAACCCCGAACUAAGACUCGGGUUAUAUUAAAAUUG
Messenger RNA from Papilio machaon (common yellow swallowtail), 1451 nucleotides. It is a transcript of the gene Kaz, whose product is annotated as E3 ubiquitin-protein transferase MAEA. Gene Ontology annotation, biological process: proteasome-mediated ubiquitin-dependent protein catabolic process. The record is from RefSeq and is a predicted model, not a curated record. The transcript has 9 exons. The coding region runs from base 144 to 1322 and encodes 392 amino acids. Lineage: Eukaryota; Metazoa; Arthropoda; Insecta; Lepidoptera; Papilionidae. Gene Ontology annotation, cellular component: cytoplasm; nucleus; GID complex. Gene Ontology annotation, molecular function: protein binding; ubiquitin protein ligase activity.